GUGAACCCGGAAUAGGAGGUCCUAGUGCGCGAAGCAAUCAGAACGCGCCAAGGGCGUGGCUUUAGCGGCAUGGAUUGCCUACGUCAUAUUGAAACUAUCCAAUCCGAAACUUCAGAUGUUAGACACCGCCAAGAUUGGUUUUCAGACUAGGACGGUGGAAGGUAACAGCUGAACACGAAUCUCGUGCUAACGGCUAGCAAAGGCAAUAGACUGGUGUUUAUCGAUUGAAAGGGGGGAAUUUAUACAUUUGACAUUCGAAAGGAUGAUUUGUCUAUCUAGCGAUCUCUCCAAAAGAUAGGCUAUCUGCUUUGUAACUUGUUAUGUUAGCAAGUUAGCUAGCCACUUGCUACUGCUAACUAGUGCGUUGACCUCGUUGGCUAGCCAGUUUGCUAACGRUGACUAAUUUACCCAACUAGUUAGAAUUGCAAGACUGGUUAGAUACACCUAGCUAUCCGUUAUGGUUAUCAAGCCCACCAGCUGACCAUCAAAAUAUGAAUCGUGUUAUUGUAGUUAGCCAGUCAUAACCAAUAUAAUUUAGUCACUUUCUCUUGCACGUUAGUGUCAAGUUAUAUUUAUGAAAUAUUUCGUUGUCAUUGAUGGUUGCAGAUUUAUUCCUACAAUAUAACGUUAGUAGGCAAAGUUUUGUCCRAGCUUGCUAGCUAACAGUAAUAUUCUAGUCUUCGCCUACCGACCAAUUACUACAUGUACGACAGCUAGAUUAUAGCUAGCAAACUAGACCAUUUGGUUAUUUUUUACCAUUUACGGCCGAUGUAUCCGAGCGCUAUUAAUGUAAUUUAUAGUUAUUAGCUAGGUGGCUAGCGAUGUUACUUGGAAAAGCAUCCAUUUUGAGAUUGAGACAUGAUGGACCAGAAAGCUGCCUAACUAAUUCGUUAAGGUCAAACUGUGCAUGGAUUUAGACCUCCUCUUCCUCUGUCCUCGAUGCCAACAAAACAGCCGUCGAAGAAGCAGACGAAAGAGUGCACUCGGAACUCGUUGGUGACAUCAGAGCUUCCCUUUCUUCAGACAGAGCCGAGCCUUACUUUGUUCCGACAGGAUGAUGGCCAAAGAUGUUGGUCUGAUGGAAACCAAUGGAGAACUGAAGGUUUUUAUUGACCAGAAUCUGAGUCCUAGUAAAGGUGUCUUGUCUCUGGUUGCUGUCCAUCCUGUAUCCAUCCCUGUGGCCAAACAACUACUGCCCAAAACACUGGGGCUCUCCAAUGUCAACAUUGCUCCACACAUGGUUAUUGGCACGCCCCAGAGGCCCAGUGUUUCCAGUGCCAUACUGGUGAACAGCCCUCACACACCCAGCUCCCAGUUCCUCACACAGAGUCAGCCGGCCGACGCGUCGCCUUGGUCAUCGGGGAAGCGUGGUAAGAAGGGGGAGAAGAAUGGCAAGGGCUUGAGGCAUUUCUCCAUGAAGGUGUGUGAGAAGGUGCAAAAGAAGGGUGUCACCUCGUACAACGAGGUGGCAGACGAGCUGGUGGCAGAGUUCAGCGCUGCAGACAACCACAUCUCCCCCAAUGACUCUCAUGUGUAUGACCAGAAGAACAUCCGUAGGCGUGUGUACGACGCGCUCAAUGUGCUCAUGGCCAUGAACAUAAUCUCUAAAGAGAAGAAAGAGAUCAAGUGGAUCGGUCUGCCCACAAACUCGGCCCAGGAAUGCCAGAACCUAGAGGUGGAGAGACAAAGACGACUGGAGAGAAUCAAGCAGAAGCAGUCACAACUCCAAGAGCUUAUAUUACAGCAAAUAGCCUUUAAGAACCUGGUGCAGCGGAACCGACAGACGGAACAGCAGACAAACAGACCUCCACCCCCCAACUCUCUCAUCCACCUCCCCUUCAUCAUUGUCAACACUAGCAAGAAGACUGUCAUCGACUGCAGCAUCUCCAACGACAAGUUUGAGUACCUGUUCAACUUUGACAGCAUGUUUGAGAUCCAUGACGACAUUGAGGUGCUGAAGCGUAUGGGCAUGGCCUGUGGCCUGGAGGUGGGCAAGUGUUCCCCGGAGGACCUGAAGGUGGCACGCAGCUUGGUGCCCAAAGCCCUGGAGCCCUACGUCACAGAGAUGGCCCAGGGCCCGAUCAGUAACGUCUACAUCACUGGAGGAUCCUCCACCAACGGGGGGCGCCAUCACGGCCAGGGCAGUGACAGUGGUGCAGAUGGUCCCCUGGCCUCCAGCUCUAAUGACUCUCACUACAGUGGCUCCCGUGUUGAGACUCCUGUGUCGUACAUGGGGGAUGAUGACGAGGAGGAUGACUAUGAUGAGAAUGACGAUGACGAUUAACCUCCUGCCACUUCACGCAUUUCUCCUCUCCAACAAGCAGUCUGUCUCUGCAUCUCUCUCUGUAUCGCUUUUUCUCAAGGGCGUUGAAGAAUGUUUGAGUAUGGAGGCUGUGCAACCCUCUUCUCAGAGCGGGGUCCUGAAUCACAUGAUAGCCAAUGGCUCUCUGGGAAGUGUAGUUUAUGGCUUUGGCACUGUGCUGCGUCCUUUCUGUGUAUUAUCACCUCCUCUUGGCAAGCCAUCCCACUCGAGAAUAAAGCUACAACAAAAAAUCUUCCAGACAACUCAUUGCUGUUGGAGAAUGUAUAGUGUUCCUUGUGUGUGAAAUAGUUAUCUUUAUUAUGUUUUGAUUACGUUGGAGAGACUCAAUGGUGAACCACUGUUUCAAGAUGGCUGCCAGUGUAACUGCACCAGCGCUCUGGCUCAGAGACAUUCACUGGAUCCAAAAUGGCUGAUUUAGUUGCCAAAACGCCCUAAGAAAGAUUGAGACUGCCCUUUUGAAAGUGUGGACACUAUUUUGUUACACCUCCCCUCCCCUGCUAUUUGUGGCAUUGAUUUCAAGCAGAGAUUUUGUAUCUGCUCCCCACAGUUCUGUAGGCAGCUGCUUUUCUGGUCCUUGUUUUUGUUUUUGGAGUGUUUUAGCAGCGACUCAAUCCCUCAGACCACCCUGUCACACCGUGGUAGUGUUUACAAAUGACCGGCACCGGCGAAGAAAAUAACUCCUACCCACGCUAACUAUAGGAACAUGUUAAGCUUUGUUUGUGAAAUGUAAACGGAUGCUGUGAAGCUUUUAGUUUAUAGCAUCCUUUACAGGUCAGUGGCGGAAGGAAGACCUGGACAUGAUCGAUGUAUCAAAUAUGUGGGUUGUGUAGGUCUCUAUGGACUCACUUCGAAGAUCUCCUUUUUCAAACUGAACAACCCAUGUACUGAUUCUUCCAAAAUACCUUUUCUGUAAUCUAAUAUAAGUUUGAAAAUUAAAUAUAGAGAAUGUUUUAACAA
Messenger RNA from Salvelinus sp. IW2-2015, 3280 nucleotides. Its product is annotated as transcription factor Dp-1. Gene Ontology annotation, cellular component: nucleus; transcription regulator complex. Gene Ontology annotation, biological process: regulation of transcription by RNA polymerase II; regulation of cell cycle. NCBI's taxonomy places the organism in Eukaryota, Metazoa, Chordata, Actinopteri, Salmoniformes, Salmonidae. The record is from RefSeq and is a predicted model, not a curated record. Gene Ontology annotation, molecular function: RNA polymerase II transcription regulatory region sequence-specific DNA binding; DNA-binding transcription factor activity, RNA polymerase II-specific.